Molecule: messenger RNA, 699 nt
Organism: Capronia coronata CBS 617.96
Lineage: Eukaryota; Fungi; Ascomycota; Eurotiomycetes; Chaetothyriales; Herpotrichiellaceae
Exons: 1
Coding region: 1-699 (232 amino acids)
Source: RefSeq, a predicted model, not a curated record
AUGUCCGGACUCGUGAACAAAGCGAAAGAAGUCUUGACUGGCCACAAGACUCAAGACACCACCACCGGCCACACCACUGCUACCAAUGGCCACAGCAUCACGGGUGUUCAUGAUUCAUCGACCUUGAAUACCGGCCAUGGCAGUCACGGCGGUGGACACACCACGGCCGGGUCAGGCUAUGGUCACAACACCGCAAAUACCUCAGCGGGCCCUCAUUCCUCCAACCUCGCAAACAAGCUCGAUCCUCGAGUCGAUUCGGAUGCGGACCAUCGCAAUAAGCCAACCAGCGCUGUUGGUGGUGGAUAUGGUCAGUCAAGCUCCGCAUACGGCACGACUCCUGCACACAACGCUACCACCGGACCUCAUUCUUCCCACCAUGCCACCGGCACUGCUGGCGGGUAUGGUCAGAGCAGCUCUGCGUAUGGCACAACUACUGGGGGACACAGCGGAACGGCGGGGCCUCAUUCCUCCAACAUUGCCAACCAGCUCGACCCUCGCGUUGACUCCGAUGCUUCCAGCGCAGUUGGCGGAGGCUAUGGCCAGACUCAUGGAAGCUCUGGAUACGGCCCGACCUCAACCACAGGAGGUAAUGCAACAGCCGGUCCUCACUCCUCCAACCUGGCCAACAAGCUCGAUCCUCGCGUCGACUCUGAUGCUGAUUAUCGAGCCAACGCCCAUAGCCGCACUGGCGGAUAUUGA